GCGCGCCGCGCAGCUACCCGCGCACGGAUCGCGCAGAAACUCUCAGCACAAGGACGAGGCGAACCGAACCCCAACCUGCUCCUGUUGGCAGUUGGCGGGUUACAAAAGAAGAACCCCAACCUGCUGUGCUCCGGGUCGGGCACGCCGGCGGCGGCGGCAUGGAGAGAGAGGCGUCGGCUUCGGCUUCGGCGGUGGCGAGGAACAGGAAGGUGGUGCUGCGCGGGUACAUCGACCGCGCGCCGAGGGAGGACGACAUGGAGUUCGUCGACGGCGGCGACGUGGCGCUGCGCGUCCCCGGGGGCGCCGGCGGCCCCGCGGUGCUGGUGAAGAACCUCUACCUCUCCUGCGACCCCUACAUGCGCGGCCGGAUGCGGGACUUCCAGGGAUCCUACAUCCCGCCCUUCAAGCCCGGAUCGCCUAUUGAAGGGUUUGGUGUGGGGAGGGUGAUCGACUCCACUCACCCAGGAUUCAGUGCUGGUGAUUUUGUUUCGGGGAUGACUGGUUGGGAGGACUACAGUCUGAUCACCAAGCCUGAACAGCUCAGGAAGAUUCAGCAAAGUGACAUACCGCUCUCUUAUCAUUUGGGCCUACUUGGCAUGCCUGGUUUUACAGCUUAUGUUGGAUUCUAUGAGAUCUGUUCACCAAAGAAAGGGGAAUUUGUCUUUGUUUCUGCUGCGUCCGGAGCAGUUGGCCAGAUUGUUGGUCAACUUGCAAAGCUCCAUGGCUGCUAUGUUGUGGGAAGUGCUGGAACAGAUCAGAAGGUUGAGCUCCUGAAGGAAAAGUUUGGAUUUGAUGCAGCUUUCAAUUACAAGGAAGAGCCUGAUUUGGCUGCUGCUUUAAAAAGGCACUUUCCUGAAGGUAUUGACAUCUACUUUGAGAACGUUGGUGGACCAAUGCUUGAUGCAGUACUACUCAACAUGAGGAUACACGGACGCAUUGCAGUGUGUGGGAUGGUUUCCCAGCACGGGUUAACUGCUCCUGCUGGGAUCCACAAUCUGUUCUCCCUUGUAAGCAAGAGGAUAGAGAUGAAGGGAUUCAUCCAGAGCGAUUACCUCCACCUGUUCCCACAAUUUGUUGAUGACAUCACCAAACAUUACAGAGAGGGCAAGAUUGCGUAUGUGGAAGAUAUGAGCAUCGGUCUGGAAAGUGGACCUGCUGCCUUUGUUGGUCUGUUCAGUGGUAAAAAUGUUGGCAAGCAGGUUGUGUGCGUGUCACAAGACUGAAACCUGCGUACAUUGGUCAUAAUACCAGAACCUCUGUUCCUUAAAAAAAACAGAACUGUUACAAAAGGUCUUAAUUGACCUCCUCAAUGCAAUACACCAAAGGUUUAAGACUAUGAAACAUAGCAUUAGACCCACCUAGUAACAGCUCCCAAUUGCAGCUGUUAGAGGGUGAUAUCAAGUGUCAUUCUAAUGUUCUUGUAACUGAACUUGUAAUCUCCGUAUAAAGGGUACCAUGAGAUCAGUAAUAAAAUUGCUCCAAUUCACUA
Panicum virgatum (switchgrass) is the source of this 1489-nucleotide messenger RNA. RefSeq names its product 2-alkenal reductase (NADP(+)-dependent). Bases 159 to 1223 code for a protein of 354 amino acids. The record is from RefSeq and is a predicted model, not a curated record. Gene Ontology annotation, molecular function: oxidoreductase activity, acting on the CH-CH group of donors, NAD or NADP as acceptor. Lineage: Eukaryota; Viridiplantae; Streptophyta; Magnoliopsida; Poales; Poaceae. The transcript has 5 exons.